AUGCAAAUUCUUGAGAGCUGUGACUUUGGAGCUGAUAUCGGAUUGCGUGUCCUAAUUGAAAAAUCUCUUGUGUUCAUCUCUGAAAAAGAUACAAUUGAAAUGCAUGACUUAUUACAAGAUAUGGGUAAAUAUGUAGUGAACCCACAAAAGGAUCCAAGAGAGCGUAGCAGGUUAUGGCUUGCUGAAGAUUUUGAAGAAGUGAUGAUCAACAAUACGCAUUUGAGGUAUCUACGAAAGCUACGUCUCAGCGUCUCUACAAGCCUGAUAUGCACACCAGAUUUCACGGGGAUGCCAAAUUUGGAGUAUUUGGAUCUGGAGAAAUGUAGUAAUCUUGAAGAGGUUCACCAUUCCCUGGGAUGUUCCAGAAAACUCAUUCGGUUGAAUUUGAAUUACUGUAGACGCCUGAAGAGGUUUCCAUGUGUCAACGUGGAAUCUCUCAAAUAUCUGUAUCUACAUGGUUGCUAUAGUUUAGAGAAAUUUCCGGAAAUCGUAGGAAGAAUGAAGCUGGAGUUAGAGAUUGACAUGGGAUACUCUGGGAUAAGGGAACUACCAUCAUAUAUCCAGUUACAAACUCAUAUUACUAAACUGGAUUUGAGCUGUUUAGAAAACCUUGUAGCUCUUCCAAGCAGCAUAGGUAUGUUGAAAAGCUUGGUGAAGCUAGAUGUGUCGGAUUGCUCAAAACUUGAAAUGUUGCCAGAAGAGAUAGGGGAUUUACAAAACUUGGAGAAGCUUGAUGCCAGACGUACUCUAAUUUCACGACCUCCGUCUUCCAUUGUAUGCUUGGACAAACUUAAAUUUCUGAGUUUUGGACAGUUAGAAUCAGAAGAAGGCCAAGUUGCAGGUUACUUUGUUUUCCCUCAGGUGAACAAAGGGUUACGCUCAUUGGAUGAUCUGGAUCUCAGUUUUUGCAAUGUAAUAGAUGGAGGACUUCCAGAAGACAUUGGAUGCUUAUCUUCUUUGAAAGUGUUGUAUCUCAGGGGAAAUAAUUUUGAGCAUUUGCCUCCAAGUAUAGCCCAACUUGGUGCUCUUCGAUCCUUGGACUUAACAAAUUGCAAGAGGCUAAAAGAGUUGCCAGAUUUCGUAGGGAUGCCAAAUUUGGAGACUUUGAAUCUGUCAAAUUGUAUAAAUCUUGAAGAGGUUCAUCAUUCCCUAGGAUUUUUCAGAAAGCUUUGUACAUUAGAAUUGACUAAUUGUAAACGCCUUAAGAGGUUUCCAGCUCUGUGCAUCGAUUCCCUUAAAUAUCUGUAUCUACAUGAGUGCUCCAAUUUAGAAAAUUUUCCAGAAAUCUUGGGAAGCAUGAAAUUUGAGUCAGAUAUUCACAUGCUCGACAGUGUGACAAGGGAUCUAGAAUUGAGAGAUUUAGAGAACCUUGUAAUACUUCCCAGCAGCAUUUGUAAGUUGAAAAGUUUGGUUAAUCUAGAUGUAUCAGGUUGCUCAAAGCUUGUAAGCUUUCCAGAAGCUAUAGGGGAUUUACAAAACUUGGAGCGGCUUGAUGCCAGAGAUACUCUAAUCUCACAACCUCCAUCUUCUAUUUUUCGGUUGAACAAGCUUAGAUUCUUGAGCUUCGCAAAACAAAAAUCAGAAGUAGGCCUUGAAGAUGAAGUGAACUUUGUGUUCCCUCCGGUGGCUGAAGGAUUACACUCAUUGGAAAUUUUGAAUCUCAGUUACUGUAAUCUAAUGGAUGGAGGACUUCCAGAAGACAUUGGAUGCUUAUCCUCUUUGGAAGUAUUGUAUCUCAGGGGAAAUAAUUUUGAGCAUUUGCCUAGAAGCAUAACCCAACUUGGUGCGCUUCGAUCUUUGUACUUAACAGAGUGCAGGAGUCUUACACAGUUGCCAGAACUUCCACCGGAUUUAGACGAAUUGCAUGCAGAUUGUCAUAUGGUUCUGAAAAGUAUUCAUAAUUUAGCAACCAGGAAGAAGAAAUUACAGUGGCUGAUAUUCACACCGCUGUACGAUAAGGAUGACGCGUACAAUGAUUCGAUCUAUAAUUUGUUUGCACAUAGCCUGUUUCAGAAUAUCGUUUCCUUGCAGCAUGACAUCUCUGCUUCAGAUUCCUUGUCACAGAGAGUUUUUACCAUUGAGCAUCCUGGGAAGAAGAUCCCGAGUUGGUUCGACUAUCACGGAAUUGAUACAAGUGUAUCAGUCAAUUUGCCUGAAAAUUGGUAUGUACAUGAUAACUUCUUGGGAUUUGCUGUAUGUUACUCUGGCAGCCUAAUUGAGAUCACAGCUCAAUUGAUUCCCUUAUGUAAUGAUGAGAUGUCGUGGAUGACCCAGAAACUUGCCUUAUGCAACCAUUCAAAAUAUGAUACAGAAUCAACUAUUCAUUUUUUCCUUUUAACUCUUGCUGGCUUAUGGGAUACAUCUAAGGCAAAUGGAAAAACACCAAAUGACUAUGGACUUAUUAGGCUACUUUUUUGUGGAGAAAUGAAGGAGUUUGGACUUCAUUUGUUGUAUAAAGAUGAAACUGAGCUUCAGGCCUUGUUACAAAUGAGGGAAAAUAAUGAUGAACCAACAGAACAUUGCAUUGGGAUAAGGACGGGCAGAUAUGACAAUAGUGAACACUAUGAUUCCAUGACCAAUGAAGCCAGUUGCUCCUCUUAUAAGAAACAAAGGUCACAUUCUACUCUCCGGGGGAGAGUGGCCAGUGUCUUCAGAAACUUCACAGCUCUUUCUUGUAAACCCAGGGUAGAGCAUCAAUCCAAGAUCAAGAAUAAAGGGCAGCCCGGUGCACUACGCUCCCGCUGCGUGAGGUCCGGGGAGGAGCCGGGCCACAAGGGUCUAUUGUAUGCAACCUUAUCUUGCAGAAAUCUUGCAUUUCUGCAAGAGGUCAGUGCAUCUGCUGAGGAGUUUAUGCAGCAGUUGCCCAGUUUGAUCAACAGUUGGCUAAGCAGAGGCGAGAGCCUGCAGAUGUUGAGAAAGUGA
Molecule: messenger RNA, 2922 nt
Organism: Nicotiana tabacum (common tobacco)
Lineage: Eukaryota; Viridiplantae; Streptophyta; Magnoliopsida; Solanales; Solanaceae
Source: RefSeq, a predicted model, not a curated record